AUGUCUUUACUAAAAGGGAAAAAAUCGGUUUCUCGUAUAGAUUUUAAUCGAUACCUUUCGGAAAUAGGCGGAGUUGCUAUUCACGAUGAUUCAGAAAAUGAUGAAAACUAUGUUAUAGGCAUCAAAUUACCUAAAGAAAGGAAGAAAAUACCCGUAUCUAAAGUGAGUCGCAGUAUUGCAAAUGUUUUUGGGAAUUCCACAACACUACAAGAUGCACAGAAUAAAAUCAUUGCAUCUUUUGUACCAGAUGAUAUAAUAUAUCAUCUUAAUGAUUAUUCUCAUCGCUCUUAUGAAAUAUGUUUAUUAUUUAGUGAUGUAUCAGGUUUUACUGAUCUCUCAGAAAAAUAUAACCAACCCGGUAACGGGGGCCCAUCCAGAUUAACCCAGGUAUUGAAUACAUAUAUUGGAUCUAUGGUACAGGAAAUUCUAUCUCACGGAGGUGAUAUUUUUAAAUUUUCGGGAGACGCUUUUCUAGCUUUUUGGAAAGUUCGUAAAAGUCUUCCUAUGCAAGAGGCCGUCCACGAAGGGAUGGAUUCAGCAUUAAUUAUUCAGAAGAGAUAUGGUCAAUAUGCAACUGAGGUGGGCGUGACAUUGCGGGUGAAGUUAGCGAUUUCUGCAGGAAAGGUUGAAAUAGCUUUGAUAGGAACGGAAAAAGAAUCACAUUACUUAAUAGCUGGACAACCUGUGUGGGAUGCAAAAAAUGCCGAAAAGCUAAGCAGUGCAGGUGAGGUUGUUUGUUCGCCAUCUGCUUGGCAAUAUGUGAAUCCAAGUGAAUAUGUUCACGAAUUUAAAAAAGAUAAUAAACAUUGUAGUGUUAUGGGGUUCGGUUCACUUUGGCAUGCUACCGGCGCUCAACGAACAAGCGGAGUAGAUGAUGAUGAUCAAGCGGAUCAAACAACGGAUAUUAUUAUAGACACUACUGAAACCAGACGAGAUUUAGAUACAGAUCGAUUUAUGAUACGGCCAGCAGUUCAUUCAGCAACCAGAUCUGAAGUUAGGGAUGGACUACGACGUUUUGUGCUUCCUCCCGUUAUGAAUGCGAUAGAUAACAACCAGCCUAUGGACCACUUAACGGAAAUGCGGCAAGUUGUUAUCAUGUUUAUAAAUAUAGUGCCUGUAAGUAUGCACCCCAGCAAAAGAUUGAUAAAUCUGACCCACCAAUGUUAUGUUACAAUUUGCGAUAUAAUUAACGAAUUUGAAGGUGGAAUUGUAAACAAAGCAUCCUUAUUUGACAAAGAUUUAAUGAUGGUAGUAAUUUUUGGCUUGCGAGGAUUUAUAAAAGAAUUUCAGAAUCAAACAGCUUUAAGAGCAGGGGCAGAAAUUCGUAAACGCAUUUCACAGUUUAAAGAUCAAAAGUCUGUAUCAGUUGCAGUUACAACGGGUAUGUCAUAUUGUGGUGUGGUAGGUCACACAUUGCGCAGAGAAUACAGCGUCAUUGGUAUGGUAGUGAAUAAAGCAGCAAGACUCAUGGUUGCCUACCCAGAUAUGGUUUGUUGUGAUAAAGAUACAUUCAUAUUAAGUAAGAUGGAAUCAAGAAACUUCACGUUAUUAAGACAUAAAGAACUAAAAGGAUUACAUGCUGUAGGACCUGUAUAUGCAUUUAAUGAAAUAAUAAGAGAUGAAGACUCAACCAGAAUCGAACUGUGUAAAUUUCCGAUUCUUGGUUGCGAUUACUUAAUGAGGCAUUACUUUGAUGUUCUCUUGCGAUACACUGAAGUGUAUAAGCAAGUUCAAUAUAAAUGGGAUCCAGAUGUUAUUAUCCAAAAUGUAUUAAUAUACAAAGGGGCUGCAAGGCAGGGCAAAACGAGAUUAUUAGAUGAAUUAUUUUACUUAACGCCACAAAAAUAUAACUCAAGAAGGAUAAAUUUGUUUCCUCAAAAUCAAAAAGUACCAUUUUCUGCAAUUUUUUUAUCCGUCGGUGGAAUUUUGGGUAUCUAUCCAAAAGAAACUGCUAAGCAGCGCGAAACACAAAUUUUUAAAUUGUUAGCGAAGAUAAAAGUGAAUGAAUUAUUAUGUUCGUUGAAUGAGGUAUUCAACGUUAAUUUUGAAAUGUCAAACAUAUUUCUUAAUUUACCAUAUGAUAAGAAGAAUGAAGUUCGAAUUGCACUAUUCAAACAUUUAAUUCUCUCUAUAUCUUCAUCACUGUGGGUUUUAAUUAUUGAUAAUUUAGAAUAUAUGGAUGAAGAAUCAUUGAUGCUUUUUAUCAAUAUAUUUGAAAGUAAUGCUUUUUUUUGCACUGGGACUUUGGGAAACCGUAGAGAUAUAUCUGAUCUAGCGGCUAGUGUAUUAAAUCACCCACGGGUCGUAACAGUAAAAAUGCCCAAAGUUGAUAAUUGGUAUCAUGCUGCUCUUGCAUGCCAAAUGCUCGAAGUAUCUGCAAUUCCUUUAGAGCUAGAAAAAAUAAUACAAACACAUAGUGGUGGAAAUCCCGGUUGGAUUGAAAGUUUUAUGUUAUCACUUAUCCAAUCAGGUGGAUUAAACUUACAAACUAUAAGAGAAAGAGAAGUAAUAUCACAGGGUCUCGUCAUACCACCAUCGGAGCAGAUGAUAAGACAGUCUACACAGGACAUUUUGAAAAAUUGGAUAGUAUUGGUUUUGGUUUGA
Ctenocephalides felis (cat flea) is the source of this 2604-nucleotide messenger RNA. Its product is annotated as adenylate cyclase type 10-like. Gene Ontology annotation, biological process: cyclic nucleotide biosynthetic process; intracellular signal transduction. The coding region runs from base 1 to 2604 and encodes 867 amino acids. The record is from RefSeq and is a predicted model, not a curated record. NCBI's taxonomy places the organism in Eukaryota, Metazoa, Arthropoda, Insecta, Siphonaptera, Pulicidae. The transcript has a single exon. Gene Ontology annotation, cellular component: cytoplasm. Gene Ontology annotation, molecular function: adenylate cyclase activity.